Trypanosoma theileri is the source of this 606-nucleotide messenger RNA. RefSeq lists its product as uncharacterized. The record is from RefSeq and is a predicted model, not a curated record. The transcript has a single exon. Lineage: Eukaryota; Euglenozoa; Kinetoplastea; Trypanosomatida; Trypanosomatidae. The coding region runs from base 1 to 606 and encodes 201 amino acids.
AUGAGCGACACUCUUAUUGCGCAGCUAGAACACGACUUUCGCGCGAUUGAGCAGUCAGAUCCAUCGCUCGCUGAUGGAUUCAAAGUGGUGUAUGAUCGUGAAGUACCAUGCGAAUUACGCCCAAUGCGUGGCGGAAGCGCAGAGUCCGGUUCAUUAGAAGGUAUGAAAGUAAAAGUGCUUUCCUUCGGCGAUGAUCAUAGUCUCUCUGCCAUGCGUGUUGAGUUGACAAGUGAGUCCGAUUUGUUUUUUCACUAUACGUGUGUUAUUAACCACGCCGGAUUCCUGCGAUUGCGUGAACACCAGAGCCUCGUCUGUGACUUCCCUGAUUUCUUAAUGACACUACUGAAAAUGUUCAAUCGCUGUAUUCGGGAACCGCAACGGUUUAUUAUGGUUCUUCUUCUUGACGAGAAUGGUACCGCCAAUAUGGAGUUUAUAGAGAAUCUCGAGUACAAACUCGUCGGUGUAUUGACACUCCCGUUUCGGGCAUCACCACCAGAAGUGGUGCGGGAACAGAUUGGAUACCGCUACAGCGCUGUUCGUGCGCGACUUGCGUUACUCACCGCCCAGCUUAAAAACUCAAAUCUUGUGAUGAAGCCACGGCAGUAG